Molecule: messenger RNA, 726 nt
Organism: Lottia gigantea (owl limpet)
Lineage: Eukaryota; Metazoa; Mollusca; Gastropoda; Lottiidae
Exons: 7
Coding region: 1-726 (241 amino acids)
Source: RefSeq, a predicted model, not a curated record
AUGUUGGGGUUGAUAAUAGCCGUGAUACUGAUAGUAUUACCUUUAACAGUUUCAUUACAAGAUGAUCCAUGUAACAGCUACAGAAUGUUAUCCGAUGAUGGUGGACGAAGUAUUAAAUGUGACCUGUAUUAUUCCGACUCCCAUGAUAGAUUUAUAGAUGAAGGAUGGAGACGAGUUCAGCUAGAGUCAACAGGAGAAGAUCUUACUAUGCCUACUAUGUGUGUUCCUAGUGGAUUUUGUGGCUCUCACAGCAAUGUCUGGUUAGAUGGUAGCCAUCCUACAGUAGAAGAUGGUAUAGUUGAUAGAAUGGGAUGUUUAAGUAGCCAUCCUACAGUAGAAGAUGAUAUAGUUGAUAGAAUGGGAUGUUUAAGUAUGUCUUCAUCUUGUUGUAAAGUCAAGUAUCCGAUACAGAUUAAAAACUGUACGGACUAUAUGGUGUAUAAUUUAAAGAGAACGUCUGGUAGUGAUCAACGUUAUUGCUUCGGUGAUUCUAAUGAUUGCUACCUAACAACACGUCCAACUACUGAUUCUUCGAAUACCCAAGGCAAUCGAAGAAAUAGACAUGGUUUUGGCUCAGAUUAUCAAAAAGAUGACAUGAUAACGAUUCUUGGAGUGUGUUUAACCAUUGCAAUCGCCGCACUGUUUGUUCUUGCUUUCUGUAUAUUCUGCUAUUUUAGACAGAGAAAACUCCAAUAUGAACUUGAUACCAAACCAACCAAGGCGUGA